This is a messenger RNA of Halteromyces radiatus, 1495 nucleotides long. RefSeq names its product triose-phosphate transporter family-domain-containing protein. Lineage: Eukaryota; Fungi; Mucoromycota; Mucoromycetes; Mucorales; Cunninghamellaceae. The record is from RefSeq and is a predicted model, not a curated record. Gene Ontology annotation, cellular component: Golgi apparatus. The transcript has 4 exons. Bases 163 to 1083 code for a protein of 306 amino acids. Gene Ontology annotation, molecular function: antiporter activity.
UUUUUUUUUUACCCUCCCCCUUAUCAUAUUUAUUGGACUUAUAGAACAUCUAUCUUACUGUUAUUAAUUAACUGAAUAGACAUCCUUUUUUUAUUUAUAAUUUUUUUAUUUGUUUGUUUGUUUGUUUGAAUACAUCAUCAUCAUCUUAUUUAUAACAAAACCAUGGCAUCAGAUUCCAAUCUUUCAACUCGAUCCACCAAAUCUGUUUUAGAUUCAUCUAUGGUAUGGUUAGGUCUUUAUUUCUUCUUCAACUUAAGUUUGACAUUGUACAACAAAAUCAUCCUAUCUUUAUUUGAUUUCCCUUUUCCUUGGACUUUGACAGCUGUACAUACUUUAUGUGGUGCUAUUGGUUCCUUUUUAUUUUGGAAAGCUGAUCUUUUUACUCCUUCUCAAUUGGGUGAAAGAGAAAAUAUGGUCAUGCUCAUGUUUUCUGUCCUUUAUACUAUUAAUAUUGCCAUUAGUAACGUUUCUCUAAACUUGGUAACUGUACCUUUUCAUCAAGUAGUACGUGCAAUGACUCCUUUGUUCACCAUUCUUUUGUCUGUUAUGUUCCUCAGUAAAUCAUAUUCAAGUAUGACUUAUAUCUCAUUAUUUCCGGUGGUAGCAGGUGUUGCUUUUGCCACAUUUGGUGAUUACAAUUAUACAACCAUUGGAUUCUUUUUGACAGUAUUGGGAACUAUCUUGGCAGCUGUAAAAACAGUGGUUACAAAUCGAGUACAAGUAGGUCGACUCAAGCUUCAUCCAUUGGAUCUAUUAUUACGGAUGUCUCCUUUAGCCUUUCUUCAAACUACCGCUUAUGCCUAUCUCACUGGUGAAAUGGCCCUGGUACAAGAAUUCAUGCAAACACGCGCCACAUGGUCUUUUGUCUUUGCUUUGUUGGUCAAUGGCGUUUUGGCCUUCUUUUUAAAUGUAGUAAGUUUUACUGCUAACAAGAAAACAAGUGCUUUGACUAUGACUGUGGCUGGAAAUGUCAAACAAGUACUAUCUAUCGUUUUGGCCGUGGUGAUCUUCAACUUACCUUUGACUUGGAUGAACUCUGUGGGGAUUUUAUUGACUCUUGCUGGUGGUGCUUGGUAUACGUAAGUGAAAUUAUUUUUUUUAUUUUAUUUCUGUAAAAACAUGAUUGAUCUCAUGAUUUAUUUAUUACAAUAGUCAAGUGGAAAUGCAAGAAAAGAGUCGUGCCAAGAAAUUCAAUGAUUCUUUACUGGUAACUACCAUGACUCGUGAUGAAGCUGGAAAGCCUCAAUUUUAGAUAACACAACCUUUUUACAUUUAGUUUCUUUUUUAUUGCAUUCAUAUAUUUAUUCCUUUUUUUUUUUUGUAUUCAGCACUUAUAUUCUACUUUGUUUACCAUCAUUUUUAUCAUCAUACAUCAUUAUCAUCAUCCAUCAUUAUCACACCCUUUUUUUUUUUUAGUUUAUUACACAAGACUGGGCACACACACACACAUACAUAUAUAUAUAUACACAAUAUACUCACAUAAUAAAAAAAAAAC